AUGUCGGAAUUCACUUUAAGACGGGCAGUGGAUGACGAUACGGAGGAAAUCUUUCGAUUGUGUUUAGAACUAGCUGCGUGUUCAGACGAAGUGGAAGCUCUGAAGACAACACCGGAAACUCUGAGGCGUGACAGAAAAUAUUACGAAUGCUUUGUCGCGGAGGAAUCGUCAGCAUCUGACUCUGAGCCCAAGCCAUUGAUUGGGUAUGCCUUGUACUCUUACACAUAUUCCUCCUGGAAUGGGAGAUCAGCAUUCUUAAAUGAUAUCUACGUGUCUCCCAAUCACAGAGGCAAGGGGAUAGGCUCCGCUCUUCUGAAGAAAGUGGCCCAGGAUGUCGUCGAGAAUGGAUGUAUAUUAAUGGAAUGGUGUGUUCUCGAGUACAAUAUAGACGCGAUCGAGUUUUACAAAUCGAAAGGUGCCUUUGAUCUGACAGAAGCGGACCGUAUCCAUCUAUACAGAUUGCCUAAUUCUAGUUUAAAACAGUUAGCAAAGUAA
Molecule: messenger RNA, 495 nt
Organism: Ylistrum balloti
Lineage: Eukaryota; Metazoa; Mollusca; Bivalvia; Pectinida; Pectinidae
Product: thialysine N-epsilon-acetyltransferase-like
Exons: 5
Coding region: 1-495 (164 amino acids)
Molecular function (GO): N-acetyltransferase activity
Source: RefSeq, a predicted model, not a curated record